Molecule: messenger RNA, 312 nt
Organism: Rangifer tarandus platyrhynchus (Svalbard reindeer)
Lineage: Eukaryota; Metazoa; Chordata; Mammalia; Artiodactyla; Cervidae
Source: the annotation of a GenBank genome assembly
AUGCUGGCCCAGAAAGGAAGCCUCCACACGUUUCAGAAGAGUGGCAUCAUACAAGUAGGGUGGGCUUGGCUCCGACCCCUGGACUGCCAAGUUAAUUGGGUUGCCAGGGUCUUCCCUGUAGCUCAAAUGGGUAAAGAAUCUGCCUGCAACGCAGGAGAUCCGGGUUCCAUCCCUGGGUCAGGAAGAUCCUCUGGAGAAGGGAAUGGCAGUCCACUCCAGUAUUCUGGCCUGGAGAAUCCCCAUGGACAGAGGAGCCUGGCGGGCUACAGUUCGUGGAGAUUCGCAAAGAGUCGGACACGAUUGAGCGACUAA